Molecule: messenger RNA, 1621 nt
Organism: Diceros bicornis minor
Lineage: Eukaryota; Metazoa; Chordata; Mammalia; Perissodactyla; Rhinocerotidae
Gene: PRRG2
Product: proline rich and Gla domain 2
Exons: 7
Coding region: 305-916 (203 amino acids)
Cellular component (GO): extracellular region
Molecular function (GO): calcium ion binding
Source: RefSeq, a predicted model, not a curated record
UAAGUGCCCCCACGGUGUCCGAGACCCUGGCCUCCCUAUGGAGCUCUGGACCUUAGGCCUUUCAUCAUAAGGUCCCUUUAAAUACUUUGUCCCUUACCUGAGUCCCGCCCAGGGCAGGUAAUCGCAAGCCCCGCCCCUCGCCCAGAAACCUGGAUCGGGCUGAUUGCAGGCAGCGGGGGUCCUCCUCCUUCCUCUCCCCUCCCCUCCCCCUGCCCCCUUUCACAUCUGGCCACAGCUGGCUCAGGAGGCCCCUAUUACAGAGGAGGGGACAGUGCUCACAAGUCUGAGUAGGUGUCCACAAAAUAUGAGAGGCCCCCCCUCUCUGCUGCUGCUCUACCUGGGACUGAUCGCCUGCCUGGACACCUCGCCCAGUGGGGAGCAAGAUCAAGAAGUCUUCCUGGCGUCUCCAGAGGCCCAGAACUUUCUGGGCAGCCGGAGUCGGAUUCCACGAGCCAACCACUGGGACCUGGAGCUCUUCACACCGGGGAACCUGGAACGGGAGUGUCUUGAGGAGAGGUGUUCCUGGGAGGAGGCGAGGGAGUACUUUGAGGACAAUACUCUGACGGAGCGCUUUUGGGAGGACUACAUCUACAAUGGCAAAGGAGGGCGUGGACGAGUGGACAUAGCAGGCCUGGCUGUGGGUCUGACAUGUGGCAUCCUCCUCAUUGUCCUGGCCGGCCUGGGAGCCUUUUGGUAUCUGCGUUGGCGACGACGGCGGCGAGGCCAGCAGCCCUGUCCCCAAGAGGCCGAGCUCGUCAGCCCCCUGAGUGCCCUGAGCUCUCUGGGCCCGCCGACGCCCCUGCCUCCACCUCCACCCCCACCCCCAGGCCUCCCCACCUACGAGCAGGCGCUGGCAGCAUCUGGGGUGCACGACGCACCUCCGCCCCCCUACACCAGCCUCGGGAGGCCUCGCUGAAGAGCUGCUUCGGAGCCGGGGAUCCCCGAACCGUGCCCCAGAUUCACACUGGAUUGCGGAAGCCCCCAGGCCUCUUAAACUCUGGACGGAGCUGAGCUUGGAGGGUGGUGGGAGUAGGGGUCGUCCGGCUCUGGCCCUACGCCUAUCCUGGCACACGUGUUUCCGCCGCGUACGGAUACACGCCUGUCCCGGGCCGAGGUGUUCCGGGGUCCUGGCCCUUCGUAGGCCCCCACGCUCUCCUGACUGUGGGGGUACCCGUCAGCCCCGCCCCCGGGGUAGGCGUGCGUGGAAACUCGGACCGAGGCGCGCAGGCCGGGUGUGCAGACUCGCGUGUGCAGGUGUGACAUAGCCAUCGCCUUCCAAGUGCCACGGGCCACGCACACGCAGGGCCACGCACACGCAGAGCCCCGCCUGUGCACACGCAGGUCUUCGUGCGCGCACAGGGGCGCUUUGCAACCCAGGGACAGGGUGGGGGGCAUAUUUGCAAGCGUGCUCGGUGGGGGCAGGCUCGCAUUGCACCCGGGGGACUGGAGUUGAGCUCUUCCCCUAAAUAAAAACCCUUUGGAAAGGAGACCAAAAAAAGUGAAACAAUGCAAAAAAAUUAAAAUCAAAUAAACUGAACCGCGUUCCCGGGCGCGUCUGCGCGCGGUGGAGCUGGCUUUCUGUACAAACGCAGCGCCCUACACCCCCAGGCCCUGCUUGCUC